Messenger RNA from Pocillopora verrucosa, 807 nucleotides. NCBI's taxonomy places the organism in Eukaryota, Metazoa, Cnidaria, Anthozoa, Scleractinia, Pocilloporidae. The record is from RefSeq and is a predicted model, not a curated record.
AUGACAACUUCAGCGCCAAGUGUAGAAGGAACAACGGCUACACCAGAAGGAACUACGACAAGGUCAGCUGUGGAAGGAGAUGGAACGGUUUCUGAACCAGAUCAUCGGAUAACAACCUCUGCUCUGAAUCUACAACAAACAACAACUUCUACCACUAACGAAGAAAGUACCACCAAGGAGGCAGAACAGGAAAUGACCGCCCUUUCACCAAUCCAAGAAAGUACAGCAUCUGCUUUGGACCUACAAACGACGACAUCUGCACCUGAACACGAAAGGCCUACCUCUAAACCAGAGGUGGAAGGAACAAAUACAGGUAAAGAGGAAGCAACACCUUCACCCGGCCAAGAGGCAAAGACCUCUGAACUGGACUCAGUAGCAAAAGACCCAGAAAAAGAAACUUCCCUUCCUAACAAAGAAGCAACAACCACUUUACCUGAAAAAGGAGCAUCUACCUCAGUGCCUGAGCUGGAAUGGACGACCUUGUCACCACAGCCAGGAAGAAAGACAUAUGCGCGGGAUCAUCAAGGAGCGACCCCCGAGUCACACGAAGACACGACAUCAUCUCCAUCAAGUCAAGAAGCCCCAACCUCCGGACCAGAGCUCAUAAAAACCACUUCAGCACCAAAUAAAGAAGGAUCGACAUCUGCAACACGUCAAGAAGGGACAACAUCUCUUCUACAGCAAGAAGGAACCACUUCUGCAACAGAAGCUGUGCCACCUGCCUCCGAGGAAAAACAAGAGGGAACAAGCUCUGAACCAAGUGAGCAGGAAUUACCCCCGAGCCAAAAGAAGAACGGACCACAGUAA